AAUCAAUCAAAUUCACAUACUAGCGUUAUAGCAAAUGUAUUGUGGCUUUCGAUUGCUGCUUAUUUUGCAUCUAAAUAAGCAAGUAAGUUUCUAAACCGUAAGCAUCCUUCCUAGAACAUUCAAGCAGUCCGCACAAGCCAUUCGGCUGUAUGGUAUAUAAACAUCAUUACUUCCACUCUAAACUGUAUAAGCUCUAUACACAACCCAUAUUCAACAAUGACUUCCGUGACAAUUAACAAGAGAGAUUUCAAUCUAGCCGGUUUAUUGUUUAAACCUUCAAAGCCAUCUUCCGAUAAAAGUCCUGCUAUUAUUGUGGUACACCCGGGAGGCGGAGUAAAGGAACAAACUGCUUCAAUAUAUUCAAGACGCUUUGCAGAGCUAGGAUACGUAACGUUGACAUUUGACGCUUCCUAUCAAGGAGAAAGCGGUGGUAAGCCACACUUUCUUGAGGAUCCAGAAGCAAGGACAACGGAUGUUAAUGCAGCGGUUGACUAUCUCGAGAAUUUAAAUGAAGUAGAUUCAAAUCGAAUCGCCGUUUUCGGAAUUUGUGCUGGUGGUGGCUAUUCUGUCUGUGCUGCAAAGACAGAUUACCGUAUCAAGGCAGUCGCUACAGCUAGUAUGGUGAAUAUCGGUGACGGCUUCCGUCGCGGUUGGUAUGGCAAAGAUGACCCGGCAAAACAAGUAGAUACUUUGAAAUUUAUCGCCCAAUCUAUACAAGCUGAGAACGGAGGAAAACAACCAGAAUAUUUGCCUUAUGUUCCCGAAAAACCUGACAAGGAUACACCGCCAGACAUGGCAGAGGCUUCUGACUAUUAUCGAACACCCCGAGCUCAGCACCCUCGAUCGGAAAAUAAAAUGUCAAUGCGAAGUCCUCCCUUAAUUUCACGAUUUGAUGCAUUUCACCUCGUUGAGACGUUUCUUCAAGCACCUUUACUUGUCAUUGCAGGUGAUAAAGCUGGAUCCGCUUGGCAUAGCACAGAGUUGGCUGAACGCUUAGGAAGCAAGCGUGCCCAACAAUUGAUUGUCCCAGGUGCGACUCACAUGGAUUUCUAUGAUCAGCCUGGCCCAGUCGAAAAAGCUGUUAGCGCUGCUGAUGCAUUUUUCAAGAGCACUUUUGGUUUGUAAUGAUUUUUUGAAUAAUAUUGAUUUUUCAUACGAAUAAAGUUGUGCAAUCUUUCGUCACUUGUGAUGCAGAUUUUUUCUGCAACCACGUCCUGGCAGAGGAGAUAUAUCAUAUGAUCUUGCUUCUUCACCAUUUUGUCAUAUCCC
Molecule: messenger RNA, 1269 nt
Organism: Meira miltonrushii
Lineage: Eukaryota; Fungi; Basidiomycota; Exobasidiomycetes; Exobasidiales; Brachybasidiaceae
Product: X-Pro dipeptidyl-peptidase protein
Exons: 1
Coding region: 217-1125 (302 amino acids)
Molecular function (GO): hydrolase activity
Source: RefSeq, a predicted model, not a curated record